Molecule: messenger RNA, 33523 nt
Organism: Pelobates cultripes (western spadefoot toad)
Lineage: Eukaryota; Metazoa; Chordata; Amphibia; Anura; Pelobatidae
Source: the annotation of a GenBank genome assembly
GAUCUCUCCACUUCUCCAAUCCCACCAUGAGCAGACUCUCUCCGUGAGAUACAUCAUCCUUACUAGUAGGUGUCUCCCUUUGCCUUGUUUUCCCUUCCAAAAAACACUGGGAAUGAAAUAGAAUCUGUGACUAGUCAUUUUCUGAACACACUUCAAUUUGCUGUUAUUUCUCAUCCUGUCUGUUUGUCAUUCACAACUUGCUGGGACAAAGUCAUUCUAAAUGUUGUGUUUGAUAUUUAACUCUUUCAUCGUCUUGCAAUGUGCAGUCCCCUGUGUCUACAAUGCUUAGCAUGUUUUGUGGAUACAAACUGGGUUACCAGGAGGGCGCAUGGGUGAUUGGAUGGUUCCAAAAGGUGAAGAACAUUUGGACAAAGUUGGUGAAAUUGAUUGUGAUGAUUUUAGCAUUCUGGCAAUAGGAAUGGUUAACUUUCUAAUAUUGACACUGGAGAGGCGAUAGCUGUCAACUACAAUUCCCAUGAUGCUUAGACAGCCAAUAUUCUAUAGGGUGGCUGAGCAUUAUUGGAAAGGAGUUCCACAGCUUCUCUUGGGACAAGGUUAUCAAUGGCUGCUGCACAGUAAUAUGGCUCAGAGAUUCUGUUUCCAGGCAAUAAAUGUGUAACAAGUGUAAUCCUUUAACUAUACAUUGUGUCUAAUGCACUAGUGAGGAGAAUACAAUAAUGCAAUUAACUAUUCGGCUUGUAGAGAGAUUUUGGGAUUGUUGAACUGUACCACGGUUUUUGCUAAAUGAUGCAUCUCACUUAAAACUUUAAAUAUACUAAGAUUUUUUAUAUAUACAUUUUUACAGUGGGGAAUAAAUGACUUGAGAUUUUUUGAAAGAAUAAAAACGAUUUAAAAAAAAAACAAUGUUAUAUUAAAUUUCGAAUUUAUUUGAAAUUAUUAUUAAACUAAACAAGAAAAAAAAAUCAGAACGACGAUUAUUUUGUAUCAGAAUAAUUUACGGAUAUCUGCUCUGGUGCUAAAUAAACAAGUUGUUUUUAUAUCAACAUUUACACCUAUCUUGAUUCUUACAUAUUUAAAAAAAAAAAAGAGAUAUUGCAAUUUUAUUUAAAAAAAAAAAAGUAAAAUUUCAAAGAGCUUUACAUGUGUAAUUAGGUUCUAAAAUAUUUAAUGAAAUAAUAUUCGACAGGUAAUUCUUUGACUUUUUCUAUAGAAAUGAAACUGUCUCCAUAUUGCAAUUUAGUAAAUAAAAAUGCAUAAACCUUCAUUCUAUAGAGCAGACAAUUAUUUUGAAAGUAUCAAAUAUCUCACAAGUCCCAACGAUUUACACAUUUUAUUAUUUUUUAUGGAACACUCUUAACGCAUUUCAUUUCUUUAAAUAAAAUUGCAAAUAAUUUACUAUAUUGUUCCAUUCAUUUUUAUAAAUAGAGCUAAAAAAAUAUCGUGCUAUCUCUAAUUUUCUUUUAUUUAACUGAAUGCAGAACAUGACAAAAAAAAAAAAGGUUUCCUAACUGUAAAAUUAAUAUUAAUAUUAAACAAUUUAUGUUAUGCAAGUUUAUAUUAUAUAUGUGAUAAUAAAUUCGUAUUAGAAAUAUUUUCUUUCCAGAAAAAAAAACCAACAUUUUUUUUCUCACCCUGCAAAAAAUAACGAUUUAGUUUUUGCUAAGCUAAUGAUCUAAUUUAGGUUGUAAAGCUAAUGAUCUAAUUAAUAAUCAAGGCCCUGUAAUAAUUUUAUAACUAUUGUAAUGCAAAAUUCCUAGACUAAAUAUUAUUCAUUAUGCUCGGAUUUUCCAAAGGCAGGCCCUUUGGAUGGGAUGAGGUAGAACUAAGCUCUGUAGACCCCUUUGGCACUUCCAGGGUUAAAAGGUUAAUGUUUUGAGACAGUAUUACAUCCAAUUCUUUACUAUAAUGAGGGACUGCGGGUACUUAGGAGAUGAGCGCCCUCUUCCCAAACCCCAAUGUCCUGUAAUCUCUGAAAUCAGGAUUCAAACACCGCUUUAAUCGUUGAUGUCUAGGAUGUUCUAAUCCUCUUGUGAUAAAAACAUUUAUGGGCUACACAUGCAGUCUUCAAGCUCAAGGAGGUUAAUUGCAUUUUAAUUAAUAGUUACAUUAACUAGGAACCUUUGCUUCUUUUUUUUUUCACCCCAUAGCAAAACAUAGAUCACCAACUGUUUAUAUUUAAAAUAUGUUUUGUUAUUAAUGAUUAUACAAUAAUUUAGUCACCUUUUAUUAUGGCAUUUAAAAAUAAAAUAAAAUAGAAAUUAAAUAAAAACAUGAUUUAUUUAUAUAUGGAAGUUAGGUAAAUUGUGGACUGUUAUAUAGAAAUAACCCUUUGCAAACAUAAGUGUGUGUGUGUGUGUGUGUGUGUGUUUGAAAAUCAUAUCAUUAUAUAUUAUAUAGUCAUUUAGUAUAUUUAAAAUAUAUUUGUCCUGUGCUGUUUACAUGUUUUUCAUUCUUUUUUUUUUUUUGUCAUGGGUUGUGACAUUAUUAGAUAAGGUUAUGUAUAAAUAACAAUUGUGAUGCAAAGUUUUAAAAAAAAAAUGGAGCAAACACUUUGGCAUCCCAUUAAGUACUCUUGCUAAAAGCUCUACUUUUAGAACAUUAUUUUACGUCAUAAGCUUUUCCUCCCCCUCUCCGUCCCUCUUCAACAAAUGUUCUUUUAAUUGUGGACCAAUUAAAAACUUAUUGGUUAUAUUAAAAAUUAAAUUACAAUACUGAAUUCUUGAGGUAGCUGUGAUAACCAUAUUUUUCCUUAAAACAUUUCACUGUUUGCCAAGAGGAGAAUAAUGCUUACGAAACUGUAACUCAUUUUAUUUAUCUUUUCUUUUUUGCAGUAGUGAGAAAGACAAAAGAAGUGCUUUGUGUCUGCGUCUUUAGAAAUGGCUUCUAGCCCCCUGCCAGUAUCAAACGACUUACUGCUUGCAUCUCCCCCCAGCUCCUACCAGCAGGACUCUCUAGGACAGUCUAGGUCCAACCACUCCAGUAUGAAACCCAAUCAAGUCAGCCAGGUCAUUCUUUAUGGCAUCCCCAUCGUCUCUCUUGUCAUCGAUGGACAGGAGAGGCUGUGCCUUGCUCAGAUCUCCAACACCCUUCUUAAGAACUACAGCUACAAUGAGAUUCACAAUAGAAGAGUGGCACUAGGCAUCACCUGUGUGCAGUGUACUCCUGUACAGUUGGAAAUCUUAAGGAGGGCCGGGGCUAUGCCCAUAUCUUCGAGAAGGUGUGGGAUGAUAACAAAGAGGGAGGCUGAAAGACUGUGCAAAUCAUUUCUGGGGGAGAACAGGCCCCCUAAACUUCCAGACAAUUUUGCAUUUGAUGUUACCCAUGAGUGUGCUUGGGGCUGUAGAGGAAGCUUCAUCCCAGCCAGGUAUAACAGCUCCAGGGCAAAGUGUAUCAAGUGUACCUACUGCAACAUGUACUUUUCGCCGAAUAAAUUCAUCUUCCAUUCACAUCGUACCCCAGAGGCAAAAUACACACAGCCAGAUGCUGCCAACUUCAACUCGUGGAGAAGACACUUGAAGUUGACUGAUAAGAGUCCUCCAGAUGAGAUGGUAUUUGCAUGGGAAGACGUGAAAGCCAUGUUCAAUGGAGGGAGUCGUAAAAGAGCCUUGUCUCAUGGACACUGUCACUCGCUGUCUUCUGUGAAGGCCUCAAGUGGGGUCUUGCCACACAUCAUCGGUCAGGAUCUCAACCAGAAGAGGCCACGGUUUGAAGAGGAGGAAGAGAUUGAGCCUUCCAACAUCACAAACAAAACCCAACGUAGCUACCCUGUCAUCCCAGUCCCCAGCAAAGGGUUUGGCAUGCUGCAAAAAUUCCCUGCAAGUACCCUAUUCCCAAGCCCAUAUUCCUUCCCUGCAUUUGGUCUCUGCCAGAAGAAAGAUGAUAAUGAGUCUGUAAAUAGCCAGAAAACAAGUGCAUUAUCUGGAUUAUUUUGGCCAGGAAGGAAAGAUGCAUUUUACCCCCCUUUUUGUAUGUUCUGGCCUCCAAGAACUCCUGGUGGUCUACCAGUCCCAACCUAUCUCCAACCUCAACCCAGUGCCCUCACUUCCAUCACAGAGAACCCUACACUGAGACAGGCCUUUCUGGAGCUGUCUGACCAAAGUGAUGGGAGCACUGUCAGUAACACAGGUGAUAACUUGUAUGAGGCCGAAUGCUCCAGUUCUCCAGUGGCCAGUGACAUUAGACCUUCAUCUGAAGCCAGGUCCAACACAUUGGAUGUACCCCCAUUCCCGAUCAGGAAACAGAACUAUCACUCCGCCUUCAGGCCAGUGGUUAAAGAUUCAGAAAGCAUUGCAAAGCUCCAUGGUAGCGUGGAGGACUUCUCUUCCGAAAGACAUGUUUCACCUGGUACAAGUUGUAGUUACCAAAGUGAAUCCUCAGACACAGACGAGGAGCAAGAGGUGGAUGUGGAGUCUAACAAACAACAAGAUGAUGAAGAAGAGGAGACACUUAGCAGUAAAUUUCUCCAAAGCAGAGGCCUGGCAGACAACUCUGACAAAACUUGCAAAGCCAGAUCUCCCUUCCCCAGAAAUGAUACACAUGGGGAGAAAACAGAAAGCACCGAAAACCAUCCUGCUACCCCAAAAGACUCCAGCUCCUGUCAUACAUCACUGGAGGAAAUUUGCUACAAAGAUGUAAAUAUCGUCCUCUAGGUUCCAGAGCUAAUUAUUAUUAUUUAAAUGCAGCUGUGGGCUAAAUCAUUUAUGUACGCAUAAUAAGAUAACAUCAUGCCCUACAGGAACGAAGCCUUCAAUGUGUUUAGCUUUUUAACACAAUGCCCCAAAGAUCAAAAAUGUUCAACAUGCAAAUCAACCCCUCUCUUCAUGAGAUGUACGCACUUGUGAAUACACCUCAUAAAGAAAGGGAGACAGAGUUAAUAUUCUGUGUACUCCACUGUAUACAGAGGGGAUCCCAGUUAAAAAUAACAUAUUUAAUAAUUCAGGGUCUAAUACGAAUAGAAAACAAAAUGCAAUGCCUAUGAUAUGAUCUUAUUAUGAUUAUCAUCAUUAUUAGUGAAUUGUGGUCGGUUAUAUAGAAAUUAACCCUUUGCAAACAUUUGCUUGCAUCAUUGCCCCCAAGAAACGUAAGAGGAAUAACUUAAAUGCAAAAUGAAUUCUAUAAUAAAAAUAGAAUACAGAAAAUAGGUUUUGUCCUGUUUAGUUACAUAUACUUUUAUGUUUAAUAAAAAACAAAUUACUGUUACAAUUAUUCGGCCAUUUGGAAUAGCAAUUCUGCUGACCUUUCUAAAAUUGAACCAGUCCCCAUAGAAACCAAAGUUAUGCUGCUGUAAAUGCUGGUUGUUUGAAUUGCCCUAUACAUGUAACAGCCCACUCUGUUUUCUCAAUACUAGGGUAAUGUAUUAAGGUUUGUGCAAUAAGCAGAAUUAUUACUUUGGUUUCUAUGAUGACUGCAUAUAUAUAAAGAAUAUAUAUAAUUUUGCUUCAAGGUGGCUCUGGUUUUAAUUUUCUAAAGAUGACCAUUAACAUUUUAAAUAUUUUUGUCUGUGCAUUUACACAGAAAAAUCAACAUCUACAGAUAUCUACAAAGUUGUUAGUUGCACAAAAUAUAUCAUCUGCAGUAUAUAAAUGACAAAAAUGUAAGUGAAAAGCAGUGUAGCAUGUUUGUGAAAUUUGUUCCAGGUGAUGGGGAGAUAUGUAAAUAAAUAUUGUAUUUCUAACACUAGGGGUCACUAAAGUUAGAAUUUAAUGGCAAUUUAGUUUUUGAUCCCAACUUGCAUGGUACAUGUAAAUAUAUCGGCAUAGGCCCAUGUACAUGUGAACCAAAAAGUAGAAGGGAUUUUUUUUUUUUUGUAUUUUAUUUUCACAGUAAAAUUCUGAUAACACUAGAAUAGAAUGCAAAUAAUUGUGAUAUAAAGAAAUAGAUAACGUCUUGAUGUUGCAUCUUUUCCUAUACAAAGCACAGGAGAUUUAUCAAACUGACGUGAUCAAUAAAAUGAAUGAAAGUUGUAAAGCUGGUGCAAUCACUAUGGAAACCAAAGGAGACAGCAGUAACAUUCCAUCUGUGACUGUAUCUCUUUUACAACAUUUCUCCUCUUUUCUGAUCAUGACACUUUGAUAAUUCUCCAUAAUGAGUCAGUAAUAAUUUUAAAUAAGAGCAUCAUAGUUUGAAGCAGCUUUACCAGUUCUACUUUUUCCUGUCAUUAAGGAAUUGACAUCAAUGUGCAAAUAGCAGUUGUGUUACAAUAUUAGUGCUUUUCAUUGGAAUAAAUUAAAUAAAAAUGGGAAACAUUUAUACAUAAUGAAAAACGAGAGAAAUCUCAAUGUAUCCAUCCUGGUAAAAUGUUUUAUAAAUAAAUAUUGAUUACUUCACAGAUUGAGAACUGUAUGCGGUGCAAUCCAUGACUUUUUAUCUAGAAUAGGGGUUUUCAACCUUCCACACUCCAGACCUUGUGGACCACAUCUCACUUGAUGCUUUGGCAGCGUUAUGGCUGUGGGAGCAUUAUGGGGGAUGAAGUCCACAACAUCUGGAAUGCCAACGGUUGCCUACACCUGCUCUAGAGAAACUGCAGCAUUUUAUUUACGAAAUUGUGCCUCUGUUUUCCCUUAUUGAAAUGAAGUUACGUUGAAAAUGCACGUGUGUACCUUGUUCAUUUAUUAUAGACGCAGAAAAGCAAAGAGGACAGUCUGAGCUUAUCUUCCAAAGAAGACUCAUUCCAAGGUAUGACAUUUGCAAUAUCUGUCUAUCAACGGUGAAAUCGUACCAUAGCGUUUUAACGUUGUCCUGGCAAGUGUUAUAAUGCUGAUGUUCUACAUUUAAAAACAUGUGUCUCUGUUUUUGAAAGAAUAUAUAUUGCCAUCCUUGUAAAAGGGUUAACGAAAGGAUAUGAUUUAUUUCUAGGUCAUAUAAGGGGCAGGCAGAGGAGAGCAGUGGAAUUAUUAGGCCAAGGGAUUCACCUUCACGGAGGUCCUCGGUUUUGUACUUUUUAACAUUUUCAGGCAAAUUUAAUUAUAAAUAUAGACAGAGCUACAGAGACAAGAAUGAAACAAGUAGGCUUGCUGCUUUAACCCAUUCACUGCAGAUUACUUGCCAGGAUUUCAACCCAUAGUCAUGGAUGGGUUUAAAAAAAAUAACAGAGUUUUUGUAAAAAUAUAAUACAUUUCUUCACUUUUCCAACAUAUCAAGGGCAUCAAAAAAUUGAGCAUACAAAAUUAAGCCCUGCGCUCAAGCUUCCACUACUCCUGGGUGGCAGCAAUGACUACAGUGCACAUCAGCCCCAAUGCAUACAACAAAAAACAAAGACAAACGUACGUUUGCACUAACCCAGAUUCUUGUGCACAUUUAAAUAAGUGGAUGUUUUUUAGUAUCAGUCCAAUGACCAUUAAAGUGUAAGCUCACCCGCCACAUCAAAGCAAAGCCGUUCAGGUGAUUCCUACACUAACAAUUCACUUUGCUGUCUACAGCUAAAAGGGAAAAUCUCUAAUGAGACAGAGUGGGGUAUUUUUCUAAAACCCAUUCUCACUUAUUAACCCUUAAUAGGGAGCACAUGGGAUUGGUGUCAGUACUGUAACAUGACUGUGCAAUGCAAAUGCAAACAUACAAAAUUAAGCCCUGCGCUCAGACUCCCACUACUCCUGGGCGGCAGCAGUGACUAUAAUACACAUCGGCCCCAAUACAUACAGUAAAAAACUAAGAAAAAAGGUUACUUGUGCUCUAUCCCAAAUCCCUGUGCUCAUUUAAAUAACUGGAGGUUUCCUAGUUAAAAACUGGUGGUUUCCUCUGAAAAAUUGAGUCUCGCGAUGUCUCUAAAUCUCUGAGAGGCACUGUCGGUUAGUAAUAAUGCAGUGUGAAAUAGAGGUAAGAGCACGCUAAAAGAGUGACAUCAAAUUAAGGAAUCUCGUAUGUAGUCCAAGAAGAGUAUGGUAAAAAAAAAAUGCCAUAACAGGGUUGUGGACAGAAAAAUCCAGUUGCUUUCAUAUUAAAAAAAGUGUGUCUGAUAAACAUGGGGGCCGAUUCACUAAAUACAAGCACGGCGGUGAGGUGAAUGCUUACUUCCAAAAUAAAGACCAAAACAGAUGAGUUGGGAACAUAUCCAGUUAUGUUGAACUGUAGAGUAUUUCCAAUUCAGCUACCUUGGGCUAUAUUUUGCAAACUAAGCUGGUGUCCUUGAACAGAGGAUGUUUUAGAACCGUAGUUUCAGAAUCACAGGUUUGAUUUAUUACAUUCUACGUGUUCUUUUAUAUCAGUGCUCCUCAACCCUCUCCUCAAUGCACACCUAACAGUCUAGGAUUUAGGGAUAGCCCGGGUGUGUCUUAGGUUUUUAGAAGAAGAAAAAAAAACACCUCCUUACUUUAGACAAGGGAUAGGCAACCUUCGGCACUCCAGAUGUUUUGGACUACAUUCCCCAUAAUGCUCUUAUACCCAUAAUACUGGCAAAGCAUCAUGGGAGGUGUAGUCCAAAACAUCUGGAGUGCCGAAGGUUGCCUAUUCCUUGUCUAAGGUAAGGUGUUUUUUUUUUUCUUCGUCUAAACACCUAAGACACACCCGGGCUAUCCCUAAAUCCUGGACUGUUAGAUGUGCCUUGAGGAGAGGGUUGAAGAGCACUGUUUUGUAUUACUGAGGUCAGUAGAAUAAGUACCAUUAAGUUUGGAAACCAUUUCACGAAGACUCUGGGAUGGAAGUGAAAGAUUAAUGUACCCCAUCUACUUAAAUACUUUUAUAUUACGGCUACUUGUUAGUUGGUAUACAAUUUGCAAGAUUUAGGGAAAAACUGCAGAAAAUAAAAUGUUUAAAAAUUAAAUAUAAACAAAAACUUUUGAUUUCAAUUUUGCAAAUAAUUUUAUAAUAAUAGCAUUGGUCACAAUUUAUCGAUUUAGCCCCUUAGAUAAUUUAUUUUAUCCUACUUAAUGUAACACCCCAUGGUAUACCUUCAUCUUAUAAGUAAUGCUGAUGGAUAUUCGUUCCGAGUCUUUCCCAUUCCGUUUAUGUUUUGUUUUUUGUAUUUGCAGAUAAAAGCAAAGAAAUGCACUUCUACAUCACAGAUUCAGAGCCAUCUGGAGGUGAAUUUUGGAGACAGAUAGGAGGUAGUAAGAUUUGUAAAGACAUUGCUGAUAUAAUUUAGUCCAUGAUAACACCCCUCCUUAAUAAACGGAUAACCAAAGUAGUUUAGCACGGGUUAGAAUGAAAACCACUCAAAGCAGAUAUUACACUGAGAAUAAACAUAUAGCAAGCAAAAAAUAAAUAGAGAGAAAGAAACACAUUAAUAGCAACAGGAUUAUUAAUUGCAGAGGAUGCAUCAAAAGGGGAUUUUAGAAAUAUAUACAAUGAGAGAAUCUGCAAAAGCAUGAAAUGAUAAUAAUUGAAAUGUUCUCUUACAAACCUUCCAUUAAAAAGGAUCACAGUUUAUUGCUUUUUAUAUCUGUCAGAAAGACAUUAAAGGUGUUUUAUGGCUUCACUGCCAACAUUUAUAUUAUCUCCAUGAUAAUGAUCUCUACACAAAAUGUAUAAUACAUUUACAAAAAUUACAUUAUACAAAUUAAAUGAAACCACCUUUUACUGAUUGCUAAAUGUCUCCGAGGGGUUUGGGAAAUACGUGAUUAGAACUUUUGAUACUAAGUUGUCUAAUGCAGUGUCUUAAAGAGAGGUUUGCUUUCUUGGGAAAAAGGAAUCUAAUUUUCCAUUUAUGUAAUGCAAACUGCCUUGGCUUUGACUAUUCACGGUUAAUUGACUGUCAAACGAGGUUGUUAUCCCGAGGCAAUGUCUGCAAAUUUGCCUGUCAAAUGAGACAGAGAGAGCAGGCUGCAGAGAGGGGCUGAGAGGAGCAGGGAGAGGAGAUGUGGUUGGCCUGGCCUCAGUGAAUGCUGCAAAUUCAAGACAUAGGGGCGCAACUGGGCCCCAACACUCACUGCCCCUGGUGUAUACUUUAAAAAGGCUGUAAGUGCUCAUCAGAUAUAAACAGACUCUUCUUUAUAUCUGUAUCUUAAAUGCAAAAUAAAAAAGGUCAUAUGCUCCGUUCAACAUUAUUUUAUUUCUCAAUAAGCAUGAAUGUAUAUUAUUCACUCCUAGUAUUCCGUCUUUAUUAGAUAGAUAUAAUCCCGCACGUUGAGUUAUUUUCUCCGUUUAUAAUGCAAAUGUGUAUUUGUCUUUGGUGAAGACCCGUGCGCAAUAGGCCACAACGUUGGAUUUGGACAUGCUAAUAGCAAUUUGGAAUAUUUUUUUUAGAUGUCUGUUGAAGUGUCUGAUAUUUUAUUUAUUUUUAAGAAAGAGACAGACGUGAUAGUUAAGAUAUUUAAAGUAAUUUUUAACGCUCCACUUUGGUUUGCAGUGUAUUCAACACAAAUUUACUAUUGGUUAAUGAUAUUUAAGAGGUAUGAUAUUACAAAUACUAGAUUUUUUAAAGUAAUUCUCAAAAUGAUCAUAAUUCAUAGACAGGCACCCACGCUUAAACUCAAUAAUUAUGUUUGCAUUUCUGCAAAGUUAUUUUACUGUUAUGUACAUUAAAAGAAAACUGUCAUAAAAGUAUUAUUAACAAUAUAAGAUACAUAUAAAAUAGCUUCUUAUUAUUUAAUAAUGUAUUCAUACAAAUAGCUAUGUGUUUCAUUGCCUUUGAUCAAUGGUGCCCACCAUCUUUAAGUCCUCUUUGGUCAGAAGCAAUACAUAUCUGCCAAUACAUUAUAUAAUUUGAAUGACCGAAAAAGGUCCAGGAUACUUUUAAGAGAUGUCAAGUACUUGUUCAUAAGAAGAGGAUUUAUAAAUGAGCACCAGCUUAAAGUUAACUGUAUGGUCUUUGGUUGUAUAAGUGAUAAUCUUGACCAAAGAUUAAAGAUGGUUGCUAUUGCUAACAUAAAGCCAGGUUAGGGCAAGAGAUGCACAAAAAAAGGUUAUUUUCUUAUUUGCAUGCAUUACAAAAUACUACACAAAGGCUUCAAUACAUGCAAGCAAUUGUUUUAAAUACAGUUUAAAUGUUUAAUGUUUUCAGAUAGUACAGUAUAUAAGGUGUAACGGCACCCCCAUGCAUAAAAGGGUUAAACCACCGUUUAGUAGAUCUUCCCCUUCCGGAGACACAGGCACAGCUACUGUAGACACCAAUCCACCGAACCGGAGAAGCAUACGAAUGCUCUCAAACAUACGAAUGCUGUAAACAGUCGAAUAGGAAAAAACAUACGAAUAGGUUUACACUCCUAGCAGUCGAACUGGAACAGACAAGGCUCCGUGUUGAGGGUCAAAACAGGAACAUACAGAGCUGUGGGUUUAUUGUUCUUAUAUACACAUUCUUAUACAUUAGUACCACCCACAAGGUUUUGUAAAACAACCAAUAAACACGUACAAUAUACUCAGACACUCCCACAGAAAAUCCUCCCUUCUGCCUGUGAUACAAUUACCUUACACAAUGGGUUAAUGUAAUUAUCACAGGCAGAGAAAUACAGUUUUUCCACAUUAUUCCUAACUUUAAAAGUAUGCAUCACAUUCACAUUUUCAGAAUCAGCAUACUCCAAAUACAAACAUAUAUCAAAAUAAUACAAAUUGGUCCAGUGGGUCAAAAGUUAGAUCAAAGUCCUUUGUGACUAAAUGAAGCAUGGCUUUUCUGUCCAAAACCAGUUCCACAGAGUCUUCUAUCCUGGAGAUAAUUGUAAAGUAAUCCAAUUAUCUCCAAGGACAGAGGCAAAACUCCAUUAGCCACAUGGUAGCAAAAGACAAUAAAAUACAUAAAAAUAUAUAACUGUGCAGCUAUUGCAUAAAACAGGUACAUUCAACAUAUCCCCAGAUAGCUUAGAUCUGAGCGCACAUUAUUACUGAAUGGCACUCAGAUCACAUACAGUUCAAUUGCCAUGGAGCCAAAGUCUUUCACAUAGUCUUUCGUUAUACGAAUGGGCUCCAUGGAGUAGCUAUCUGAGGUAUCACUGUUCAAAUAGGGCAAGUACCGAAUGACCCGGCUUUCGUGUCUUUGCAGGGGAAAAUCAAGCGUUUCAACAUGGGGCUAUAGUCUAAAGGCAGCAGGCAGGCAACCAGGCUCCUCCAAUGCCCAGUGGGGAGAUUGGUCUCGUCACAUCAGGAUAAUGGUUACAUCAGUGCAUUAAAUGUAACUUUAAUUGUUUUUGCCAUGUCACAAAAAUAAUGGAUCGACAGAUCAACAGAUUGGUAGAUAAUAGAGGAGUGAAAAUAUGGAUAGAUAGAUAGAUGAUAUAUUUUGCUGUGGAGCAAACUGUGUAUUCAUUCCUAUGCUUGACGAAGAAAAUGUGACCUUUCUCAGUAGUAGGUCAUGCUUGUCCAUAUAGGUAAUAUUUUUUUUUUAUUAAUAAGGCACCAGGCACCAUAUGUUCCAAUUGGGAGCAAGUUUCAAAUAUGGCUAUAAAUGUAUAUGAAUGGUUAUUAAACUGCCAAUAAAGAACACCAAAGGCAUUCAGAAUCCCAUUCUUUAACCUUCUUGCAUCUCAAUUUUCACCAUCCGUUUCCAGUUGAACCUAUUUGUCUUCGCUUAUUUUUUUUUUGUUUCCUUUCUUUCCACCAGUAGAGUAUAAUUCUAUCGCCUGAUAUUCAAUUCCAUCAUUUGAUUUCCCUUUUUCUAAAUGCUGUUUAUUCUAUUGAUUUUAUGAUUUGUCAGUUCCUUUUUUUUAUCUUUACAUUUCAACACAUAAUUACAACAUUAUUUAAAGCAUCAAGUAUAAAGCCACAAUAUAAGAAAUAAUGAGCACAUAGAUAAACUCCCAAUUUAGGCUUACAUUGGAUGACAAAGGGAUAUGAAAGCCAUAUCUCAUGCAAUAUUGUUAUAUAAUGAAUAUAUAUUUUUUUUAAAGUCUAUAAAUGCACCAACUGAGGCAGCACAUUAAAUAAUUGUGGAAGUGGAUUUUAAAAAGCCCUUAGUAGAAAAAAAAAGUAUAUAUUAAUAUUAUUUUAACUACAGUGGACUCUUCACUAAACACAUAUAAUUAUAUAAAGCCACCGCUUGCAAGCACAUACUUUGUUCUCUGUACCAGCUGGAGGUUAUACCUACAGGUUUAUGGCAUUAACAUUCUAAAACUGAUUACAUAGUAAAAGUUGUGUGACACACACAGUUAUAAAAAACUUUUCUGGGUCAAAACUGCUAUAUUGGGCUAUUCAUCAAUCUCUAUGAACCCAAUAUACAUAUGGUUCUACAUCUCAUGAAAUAGUUAAAAACUUAGACCAUAUACAGAUCUGGGUUUACGUCAAGAUAAACGGAUACAUGAUUACAGUAUGUUUCAUAUAAACAUACAUGCCAUUAUCAUAUACAUAGGAAAUAUGAGAAUAAUGUCUAAAAACACAAGGGGGAGGGAUUUAGUAAGCUAUUAGUAUAUAAGAGUUUUUUUCAGUGAUAAAUGAUACACAAUAUUAAAGUAUCACAGAAAAUAUAGUAGUUAUCAAUGUAGACUUUAAGAUAUAAAUGGAACAUCUGUCGUUUCCUUUCUGCAAAAAAUGCAACUCUUAUUCUUGUGUAAUUAUACAGUUUUGCCUUAAACCUGCGGCUUUGCUUGGCCAGAGCCCUCAAUAUCUCUUGUUUCAGAACACUGACAUUUUGUCAUCAUUUACUUCUGUAUUUCUUUGACCAGUGUGCACCAUUGUAUAAUACGCUAAUACUUUAUAUACCAAGCAGUAAUAGGUGCAUUGUAUUGUUUAAAAAAGCUAUCCAAUUAGAGAGAUAUUGCAUAUCACAAGGCAUCUAUUGAUUCUUUAGAGUUGCUAUUUUAGCAUGUUAAAGUAGUUCUAAUUACAUUUUAUUUUUAUUUAUUUUCCUGAUAUUCCAAUGAUAUGCAGAGUCAUCUGAUAACUUGCAUCUUAUUGUAGUGUGUAUAACGCAUGGAAGCUAUUGCUCGCUCUGGUUUUUGUUAACUUGGUGGCAAAGAAGUUCAGUCAGCCAAUGUCUGCCUCUCAGCUGGAGAUAUCUUAAUGAGAAAGUUGGAUUACUUAUUAUCCACUUAAUAUAUUUGUUCAAUAUGAGAAUUCAGUGAAUACUUAUACCAUGCAAUGAGAGCCACAGCCAAAUCCCUUAACUUUUAGUACUUGUACCCUCUCACUGCUUCAAUAUGUUGGACAGAUAAUAAAGAAAAGAGAACUUUCUCAUUUUGAUGUCGACAGCAAAGGAGGUGGGCUUAUUUGUUAAACCACACGUAAUAAAACUGAUGGGAUUUCACCUAUAGCUUCCUACCAUCAUAAUCCAUACAAUAAGUAUAUUACUCAAGUGUCCCUUUAAGAGUGUUAUAGUAGUUAUAUAGCUUAAAAAAAAGACUCAGGUCCAUCAUGAUCAACCUUUGAAACACAUCUUUUUAUAAUGUUGAUUCAAAAGAAGGCAAAAAAAAACUAAUUUGAAGCAAACUCCAAUUAUGCCACAAAAAGGGGGAAAAUCCUUCUUGAUUCCAUUUAUAUACUUCAAUAGUCUAGUUUAAAAAAACAACAACCAUACAGACCUUUCUUAAACAACAUCUAUAGAAUCUCAUCAGGCAGUCUCUUUAGGUAGAUAAUUCAACAUCUUUAUUGAUCUUAUUGUAAAGAAGCCCUUCUUUUGCUGUAAGUGAAAAUGCCUUUCUUCCAGUCUCAUUGAAUGUUACCUGUUGUAUAGUCCUGCUAAUGAACAGGUUAUCACAUAGUAGUUUGUAUUGGUCCAGUAUAUAUAUGCCCAACAUCCUUAUAUUUGGAAUGAUUGUUGUCUUGGCCUGAAUAUAACCUGGGACAUUCGCCAAAUAUGCCACAGGAAGGCAAACAAGUUAUAUUGUGUAUUCAUAAAUAAUGUCCUACAUAUUAUUUAAGAGCUAGUCUGGUACAGUGAAGUAUGAACACCUCCAGUUGCAGUCACUCAGACUGCCACCAGAGGGACUUCCGAGUUGAUGGAGGCAUAAAAUGCCUCCAUCCACUCAGAUCUGCUGUCAGCAGAGCACAGGGCAGCACUGUGUCUCCUCCCUCUGCAUGCAGACACUGAACUUUCCUCAUAGAGAUUCAUUGAUUCAAUUCAUCAUGAGGAGAUGCUCAUUGGCCAGGGCUGUGUUUUUCUGAGUCUAACAGCAUGCAGAUUUACAGCUUCAGGCUUGAAUACAGUAAGAUUUUUACUAUAUUUAUGGAGGCAUGAGGGGCCCAGGGGGGCUAGAUGGUCAGGAAUACAUGUUAACACUAUAGGGUCAGGAAUACAUGUUUAUGUUCCUGACCCUAUAGUGAUCCUUUAAGCUGACCCAAUGUCAAUAAAAUAGUAUUUUGCUAUUAUGUCAGGAUAACUAGUUCCUGGUACUUAUAUAUUUAAAGGAAUACUCUAAGCAUCAUAACCAAAACAGCAUAGUAGUGGUUAUUGUGCCAGGAGUGCCUUUGUGUGCACUAAUUGUAAGAUGUGAAACCAUUUAGAAAAGUUUGACUUCUUACCUAGGGUCUGCUGGGAGCACCUCCAUGCCUCCACUACUUCAGACAGAGAGCCAGAAGUGGUGCUCAGAGGAUCCCAGGUAAAAAGCCAUAUCAUUCUAAAACGGUUUGUUUGACUACUUACAAUGGUCGAGCACCAGGGCACUUUUGGCUCCAUAACUACUGCAGUGCAGUAUAGUGUUUAAUGAAGCUUAGCGUGUUCCUCUAAGGUACCUGUUGAGGUGUAUAAGAUAUUAUGAGACUGUACUAUGAUAAAACUACUUAGGAUUCAUUAGAUAAUGUCAGGCUUCCAAAGUUUUUCAAAGUAGAAACUCAUAUCAUGAACUCAUAGCAGACAAUACUCAUUGUGAUAGUGUUAAACUAUGUGGAGGCCACGCUUAACCUUGAGUUAAAGAGCCAACUCAAUCUCACUUUAAUGAUUGCUGUAUUAACCACUUUGUAAUGCAAUAAAUAUUAUAUUACUAUCAUGGUUGUCCAAUCUUGGACCUCCAACUGAUGGUUGGCAACAUUUGCAAAACAUAAUGUAUAAGAACAAUGAGGGAAGGCAGAUAUCCAAUAGUUUGUCAUUUGGUUAAUUAUUUAGUGCCCACUCAGACCUAAAAAAACUUUUUAGUUCACAACACUUAAAGGGACACUAUAGGCAUGAUAAGCAUUUCAUCUAGCUGAAUUGGUCAUAGUGCCUGGAGUUUCUGGCACUGUUCCUCCAUUUAGUGUUAAAACGUUUUGAGCAAAUUAACACUAAAUGAGGGGCCCUGGCUUCCCUUAGCUCCACCCCCACUGGAGAUAUGGCUAGAGCAGAGAUCACACACUUCCAGCUUGGCAUGGUAAAUACUGGGUAAUGUUAACUGAAGUCUAUAUUUUGCAUUAUUAACACACUUGAAUUCUAAGCUAUAAAUAGAUGUAAAAGAACUAUAUAAUAUAAAGCGAUAAUUAAAAUAAUAAAUUAAUGACACUCUCUAAAAUACAUACUGCAAAACACUAACUGUGUUUUUGUUGAGUACUAAUCAUUGAGCGAUAGCCACCAUGUUGUCAUGUGCAUGUUACUUGCUGAGCAGGUUCAAAAUGGCUGACAUUCUGCCAAGGUUCCUUUAACAGUUUUCAUACAGGCUCUAUCACUUGUGUGCAGGACAUAAAAACAAUGUACUGAUAAGGUUAAAACUGAAGGCACCCAUCAGCUUGCUCUUCUGAGUUGGUUCCUAGAAUUUCCAUUAGUGACAUGACAUAAUGAUGUCAUCAGUGGACAUCUUAGCUACUUAUCAGAUCCAGACAAAUAUAAAAGCCUUGACUGCAGGAUUUUCUCCGAGUGGGGAAGAGUAACCACAAAAAUGCAAGAGGAUUAUUGACAUGCUUCGCAUCCUUAUGUCAACCCAGUAAAUCAUCUGAUAAUGAAUGUAUUAGGGAUAUGACUGUCUGUCUGCAAAUAUUCCUUCAUUGCAAAUGUCAGUCUUAUAGAACUCACAGUUUGUGAUACUAAAUACGAACCAACAAUAUAUAUAUAUAGUCUCCCAUUAUUAAACCUCAGUCUUAAUCUAUUCGCACUUUGGAAGUACAUCCCAUAAUUGUAAAUUCCUGCAACUUGGCGUCCUUUGUCACUCUUGCUGGAAGGCUAUUCCAGCGUUCGGCUGUUUUGAAUUAAUUUUGUAAAAACUAAUACACGAUGCAAGUAAAACUGAAGGGAUUAAUAAGAUUAAAGAAAAAAAAUUAAUUCUACUUUUAAUUCUGUUUAGAACAUGGGAGUUAUUCAUCAGUCCAACACUUAUUGAUUGGGUCUGUACUAAUUGAUCAUUGGCUCUAUAUUUAUAUUUUGCUUUAGGAUUGUUACCUGAUGCACCCUCGCUUUAAUUGUGUUAGCAAAGGUACCUAAAGGGUUAAAAACUCAUUGAAGCUUUAAAAUUACAGAUGGACUUUGAAAUACAAUAGAUUAACAAUAGACUUUUAUCCACACACACACAAAAAAAGAUGUCAAUAUCUGUCUCUUUCAAUCCUUUAAAACAUGCAAAACUCUAUUUGUACGCCAUAUAAGAUAAUGGUUAAUCUACCAAGCCAGCGCUGUAACCUCUCGUAUGCCUAUGGCAAUAUUCUGUACUGAAAAGGCCCUUAAUCUGAAAUUUAUGCAGUCAUUCCACUACCCAUGAAACUGUUUUAAUCUUGGAAAAGUCAAUUACUUGGCAGCCGUAAAAAAAAAGGAUAUAGGGAGGAUAAAAAAAUUGUAACAGCAAAAGUCAUUAAAUUACAUGGUUUUGUUUUCUCCCUGUAGGAGAAGGCAGCCAAGAAAACAGUACAUCUCAUUCACUGAAGAAAGAUGUCGGAAGCAUGGGAAAAGGUAUAGAUAUAAUUUAAUUUACUUGGCGAUUUUUUUUUCUAGGGCAGCGAUGGCAAAAGACAGAGCGUUGCUAUUUUACAGUGACACUAGGUAAUGCUGUCGCUGUAUAUCCAACUUGGCUUGUUGCAUUUACUUAUAUGACUGUACCCAUUGUGCUGCACUAUGGGAUAUGUUGGUGUUUUAUAACUUAUAAGAUGUUCUAUUUUAAAGAUAAUUCAAUUAUUACAGAAGCAAGUGUUCAGUUAAAAAUAAUAAUCAGAUAUAGUGUGUAAAUGGGAUGAACUACAAUAUGAAAUAUACACAAAUAUACACACAUAUAUACAUAUACAUAUAAGAUUGUGUGUUUUUUUUUAAUGUAGAUAUCAUAUGUUUUACAAGUUGGAAUCCAACCAAAAGAAAAACAUAAGCAUUAAAAAUAAAUUUUUACAGUUUAAAGAAGAGAUAUCUGUUUUAUGAUACUUACUAAAUUGUAUAAAAACAAGAUGACAGUAAAGCUGGUAGAUGACAGCGAAGUCUGGGGUAAACCUUUGUAAACAAGCUAUCACCAUGAAAGCUAGCGGAAUAUUCCUGUUGAUUGUUCCACUUUUAGAACCGCUCACUGUUCAUAUGACCUAAAAACCUUUCCUACCAAUCGUGUGUAUAAAUUGAGUUGGCUUCAUUUAACUUAGCAAAACAAAAUGUAAGCAAAUCACUUUUCUCCCCAAAACUUUCCUGGCUCUAGAGUCAAUCCUGGAUUGGUAGACGGUUCUUGAGGUUGGGAACCCCUGCUCUAGAGUCAAUCUAUAAUGCGAGUAUACCUUACUACCUAUCAUUUCCCCUUCCAUACUGUACGAGAGUCCGUUAGUCUCACUGUUACGGUGCUGUAAUGCAGACAAACUCCUUUUACAGGGCAGUAGAAUUAGGUCAAGAUACAUAUCGAAGCCUAUAGGCAGAUACUAAUAGUAGCCUGCACUGUCUUUAGAUUUACAGAUGCCAAUUUAAAAAAAAACAGUUUUAUUUAUUAUAUGAGACAUUACAGUUUACUCUGACAUUUAGUAAAUUAUUCCAACAUGUCUUAAAACAAAUAAAUAAAAACUGAAAACUCAAUUAAAGAAGUACUUAUUUAUUUAGCAAAUAAAUGACUGAUAUUUUUCAACGUCAGUCUAGAGAAAAUUGAACGGGGAACAAAAUGAAUCAGAAGUUUCUGUCACUAGCUUUUCCUACUGUUAUUUGCAUUAGGAGUGUAGAUCCGCAACAUAAUAAACUGUGAUCACUGAUGUGCAAACAAUCUUUAGAAAAUACCAAAGUUUACUCAAAUGCACUGAACUGCAGUAAACUUAAAACUGCAAUACAUAAUUUAGGCAACAAUAACUGAAUUGGAAAUAUACUGAAACUCUGCAAUAGUCACAGCUUGAAUAUUUAAGAAUUUUAGAAAAUCUAGUUUGGAUAUUUUAUUGAAAAAUAAUUUAUCUGACUGCAAGUUUGAGAAUAUUUCCAAUUAUACUUUGCGUUGUAUAAAUUCAAAACAUCUCAGCCGGAUUAUAAACACUCCUUGAUGUUAGUUUCUCCUCUAAAUUAUAAUACAUGGAUGGAGGGGCUGGCGAUAAAGUAAUGUAUUGAUUAAUAAAUGUAUGACAGAUAAUAGAUCCUUUUUAGUGAACACAUGAGAGGUCACUCAUUGCCUAUCAUUAUAAAAAGCUUUUACAAUUUUAGAUUAACUCCUUCAUUGCCUGAGGCACUGAACACAUCAAUCAACUGACGGGGUACUUAAUACAGGCCUUCCCCCAAUAUAUCUGUGAAAGAGUUAGUGAAUAAGCCUGGUGGAUAACAGUCUUUUAAAACAUAUUUUACAUUUGACAGGCAUCAUAUGAAUAAUAUAUGGACCCUUGGUGGAUAUAAUUGAGAUUAAUGCAUGCAUAUCAAUCAAUACAUGACACCGUAAUAUAAUACUUUAAAAUAAUAUAUUGCAUUAAUUUGUAUUCAUGGAAAUUUGCAUCAAAUCUAUCGCAUGCCAAAGGAACCAUUUAAGCUGGCAAAAUAAUUAUUUUUUUAUCGUUUCUUUUUAUAUAUUUUCUUUGAUGAUCACAUUGAGUCAUUUCCUGUACUGCAUCUUUGUAAAGUGUUUUUUACAAAGUGUUUUUUGUUUUUUGACUUUUCCAGAAGAACUUCAGAAAGUCUUGUUUGAACAAAUAGAUCUUCGGCGGAGGCUUGAGCAGGAAUUUCAAGUUUUAAAAGGAACGCCAUCCUUUCCGGUUUUCAGUAAGUUAUAUUUAUUCAAUUCUAUAUUUCCACUCCAACAAAAAUGCUUUGCAAUAACCCAUACAUAAAGAAUAAUCAUUAUAUCUUCUGAUUGUAUUUUAAAAGAAUUUAUGUUUUUAAUAUAUUUUAGCCAACAGGCUUCUUUUUAAAGAGAAUGGGUUAGAUAAUUUGUGAUUCUAGGCCAACAUAGACAGAUUUGGAAAAAAAAACUUUACACAUUUUGUUUUUUAAUCUUGGCUACUUUGGCCUAAAUUUUGCAAUUUAUCUAUCGGUUCCUGUUCUAGUGAAUAACCAUAACCCGGCUUAAAAGACGGCGUCAACUAUUCCCAUUGAUCACAUUAAUAUCCAAAGAGGAAUCCAAAAAAAUAAUAAUCCAAUACAUAAUGUUGAGUGUAAAUAGAUUUAUUUCACCAGCAGAUCAGUUGUGGGAUUAUUCAUUAGUCUAACUUUAAAAUCCUAGGUUAUGAUUUUCUUUUAAAAUGUUUUGAAAGAAUACAUUGACGUUUCUCUAAUUUUCAAGUAUGACCUGGAGAACACAUACAAUAUACAAUGUCACACAUUCCCUAUGAGAUCUAUACAGUAAAUUAUACAAUGAGAGCACCUGCUUCUUGAUUGGAUCUAGAUAGAUACAGAGGUCUCCAUGGACUUCAGUCUGGUGGAAGGUUUGAUUUUUUUUCUUUCUGGCAGGUCAUUCCAGAUUUUCAGAGCUAUCUUUUUGUAGUGAUGGGAAGUCAGGGCCAGAGGACAUGGGGUAGGAAAACGCAGGACUGAUCAUACUUCCCAGGAAUUUUGGGAAUGUUCUAGAGAUGUGGUUAUUAGAGAUGUCGCGAACCGUUCGCGAACUUCCCGCGAACGGCUCGCCACGGUUAGCCACGAACCGUUCGCGGCGAGCUCCGGUCAGCUGACACAUCCCGGCCAAUCUCCAGCAGACCCUCCCUUCCAGACCCUCCCACCUCCUGGACAGCAUCCAACGGUUCGCGACAUCUCUAGUGGUUAUAAACCAAGAAAUGAUCAGUUAUUGAUAGACAAAUAUCACAAAACAAGCAAACAUUAUUUAUUAGACCAUGCUAUACAAUAUAAUGUUUAUAGAGUAUAGUUGUAGAAGAUGACAUAUUUGGAGUAUAUUCAUUACUAAUGUCCAUAAAAGCUAUAUAUCAUUCAUAGUGUAAGUACACAGGUUCAAAAAAUGAUUGUAUUUGUCAGUCAUUUAGAAGUAUAUUAAACAUGAGUGUUGUGGAUUUCUUUUCAGCUACCACUAAGCACUAAGAAGUGCACAGAAAUAGAAGGAUUCACUAUAGAAAAAAAUGUAACUUUUAAAACUGACCAUAUGCAAAGCUUUAAAUGCAAAAAUAGAGAUCAAAGAAGAGACUUUACUUUUCUUGUUUAAAUAGGUAGAUUCUGAGUGUAACAUUGUAACACCCAAAGACCGGUACUCCGUGAUGAACAUCGUUCUGUGUCUGUAUCUGUAAGGACACAAAUUUCAUACAUGUGCCUUAGACAUGUAUAAAGAAAAUAAUGCUAAAGAUACAUAAGGCCAUAUGUGUCUUUUAAAUUCGUAAUGCAAAAUUAUCUUAGCAUAAAAAAAAUUGAAAAUAAAUUCAUAGCUUGUAAACCUUGAGUUGCAUAAUGAUGGCAACUGCCAGUAAGGAACCACAAUGCACUGACACAGAGGACAUGACACGUUUUUUGUGAUAUUGUCUGUGUUCAUUCAGCUGUUACCUAUGACUUGGUUAACCUCUGCCCAUACAUUGCAUCCUGAAUCCGUCACAAUGUGACAUUUUUCUCAUUGCGGUCUAUGCUUUUAUCACUCCUUAAUAUUGCCAAUAGUAACGUUUUCCAAUUUCCGUUUCAAAGUCCUACCAAAUCAACAUCUGGAAUUGGAAUUUUUAUUAUAUGGAUUUGUUAUUAAAUGAUCCCGGGUCUUAGCUUGUACACAAACAUUUUUGUAAGAACUCAUUUAAAAAAAAAAAAAAAUUCUGUGGUUUUUUUUGUUGGAUGGUUUCAAGCAAAACUAAGAAAAACAAUGUUUCCUUUUUGUUUUCUAUUUAUUUUUUUCAGAAUCACUUUAUAUUUAGUUCCAUAAUUCAUAUUUCCAUUCUUUGUUCUCCUUCACUCUUUGCUACAUGACACUCAGUACCAAUGUCCUUGGGAAUCUGUAAUAGCAUGUCCAUAUCGUCCAUGAUAGGUCUAAAUGUUUACGGUUGCUCAUUAUCAGGAUCAAUAUAAAUAUAGGAUGAGGGUCACAAGAAAUACUCUGCAGGUCGAGCUUGAUGGACGUAUGUCUUUAUCAACCUCAGCUUACGUUACUAAAAAUGUCAUCUACGUGUUGUAUCAUUGCUGGUGAUUGCUUCCAAAAGCAGGAUGUGUGCAGCUGAGAUAUUUUUUUAAAAUAUACUAUAUAUGACAAUAGAUUGUGCUCUUCCAUAGUAUUAUAUUAUGGAACUUAGUCUGUAUGGAAAGAAAAAAUUAAUUUUUUAUUGCUGAAUAUUUUUUUUUGUUGCUGUAUAAAAAUUUAAUAUUUUGGAUGAAAGUUGCCUUAAUCAAAUGCUCUUUAAUUGAACAUAACUAGCCAUACUUAAUGAAUGCACUGUAGUCCACUUUGUUUCAUUAUAUCGGUGCUUCAGAAAACAAGGGGCUAUUUUAGCAUUGAUAGUUUCAGUGACUGUCAUUCAGAAACCUUAUUUAACUUGACCACCCUUACAACAAAUUCCCUUACAAUCUUUAAGUAUCUCCAAAUGCACCGUUGAAAGAGUCCUACAUAUAAUGCACUCUUGAACUCUAAUUAAACACACACAAAAUACUUAUAACAAAUGCUCCUGAACAGCAACAUUGAAAUGACGGAGCAUUCCCAGACAGCAUGUUGUCACCCACACAUUUGUUUGAGGAUAGCCUGCGCAUGCACUGUGGGCUCUGUAAUAUGUAUACAUAUCUGCUACAUUUCAAUGGUUUCUUAUAGAAACGGAGAGCUAAAAGGAAGGAUAACAUAGAACCACGCAUAUUCAGUGUUGGACAUUGAAGAAAAAAAAAAGUGGUUAACUAAUGCCUGAAGUAACAGAACACCAAUGCUCUACAUAGACACAAACAGCAAUUAGACCCACAAUAAAAUGCGAAAUAAUCGUGACAUUUUGUACAGUUAGUUUCUCAAAGAUGUAUGGCUGAAUUAAGGGCAACGUAAAAUGAUGCUGUGAUGAACAGCAGGAAAAUCAUCAAAAAUAGGGUUCUUCUGCUCUCUCGUGUCACUCAGUUCUUGGUAUAGAUGCUGUGAUGUCAGCAUAGACCUCUAUCCAUGGAAUUGAAUGACAGGCGAAUAAAUUGAACGCAUCCUUUGUUGCAUUUAUUGAAUGAUCUAUUAAUUUGUGAGCAAUUCUGAUUGCAUAAUGUAUAGAUGAAAUUAUUAAAUGUUUCAUUGUAACAAUUUAAGUUAAACCAUGGCAUUUAGACUUUAAUGUAACGGAUAGCUUAGGUACCUGUUUCUGCUUUGACACAUCACAUCAAAACUCAGGCGAAUAGUAGAAAUCUGUUGUUUUUACUUUCUAAAAAUAAAUGAAAAUUUAAAGCAUGAAAUUUUACACAAAAUAAUUUUCUCACGAGAUAUUCAUGAAGCCCUCAGGUUUCUCUACAUACCCUGAGCACAUUUUUAGAAGAUCAACAAAAGGUUCUAUUUAAAAAAGUUUUUUAAAUAUAAAAUUAUUUACAAAUCUAACCUCAGCUAAAACCUUACCAUAGAAUCCCUUACAUAGUUUAUAAAGAAAAAAGGUUCACUGGUGAUUUUCUAGACCAAAGCGUAGUAAUUUAACGUUCAGUCCGCAUCCGAUUGCUUAAUAUGGGUUAAACAAUACAAUAAACAUCUCUUCAAGUUGUUUGGAAAACAAACCCAUCAGGACCAAUAUAUUAUUUUAUAUCCAUCUAUGUUUCCCCUGGAGGGUCCUCUAAUGGCUUCCUCACUAGAGAAAAUUUGGCUCCUUUGGCUACUUCCUGUUUUCUUCAAUAACUCCCUAUGAGGUUGGUUAAAAUCAUAGAGUAGUUGUUUAAUGGUUAUAACUGCAGCUGUAUUGCUCUCAGCUCUCUCCAACUCCAUUAUGAGACAGAGCGAGAGAGACCUGGAGGAAAAUUUACUAUACUCUCUAAGACAAGAUAGCAUUGAGCAGUGUCUUCCUUGUUAAAUAAUUUGUGUUUAUUGGCCUUGACAACUGUUUGCAUUUUAUCGUAUUUUCUAUUUUGUUCUAAUGGUCGAGUGAGUGGUUGCGUUUAUGUUUUCCAUUUCAUAAAUGCAAUCCACUAAUUCAAAAAGGAGGAUUAACGCUUAGAAAAAUAAAACAAACAUAGGUUUUUAUUCAUUAAACUGUGAAUUGUCAGGAAUUUAAAAGUGGAAACAAGAAUAGCAGUAUUGGAAAAUUCACAUUUUUUUUUUUUUUUUUUUUUUUAAGAUUUGGUUUUUUGGGCCUAAAAUUUGAAAUUCCUUUUGGAUACACAUAUGAACAACCGUAAUAUUGUAAGACCUGUAUAACCUUCUAGUGUCUAGUGAUGACUCUUUGCCUGAAAGAAGAACAAAAAAAUGUAAUUUUAAUUAUAUAUAUAUAUAUAUUUUACAUUUCUACUAUUAUAGUAAUAAUUAUUAGUUCCUGAAGUUCCAACGUUUGUUAAACAAACUAUUUACUGCUUUACAUAUCACCUAUUUAUUCUUUGCAAAACUAAUUGUUCGCAUUUUUUUUUUCUUCCAGAUAACUUUCACGAUCAAAUGAAACGUGAACUGGCAUACAGAGAAGAGAUGGUUCAACAGAUACAAAUUGUAAGUUAAUAUACGAUUAAUUAUCGUAUCUCAUAGAUUGUUAGCUUGUUGGAACAAGGCUUUCUUCAGAUAUCCCCUUUCUAUAAUUGUAAAGCAAUGCGAAGUAUGUUGGAGCUAUGUAAAACGCAGAUAUUAAUAAUUCUAAAAGCAAAAUUGAACUGUGACUCCUGUUUUACCUAUUUUGUGCAAUAAAUUAAAUAUGUUAUCAAAAUAAUACUUGGAUUUUAAAACAGAGCAGGUAUUGCUAUACAAGCCAGUAUUUUUACAAAAAAAUUCCAGGAUUCCAGAAGAUACAUUGAUUAAAAGGUAUAACAUCACUGGAUUGACUUAAACAAAUUGACACAGUAACAGAUCCAAGCCCAUAGAUAUUAAAGGGACACUAUAGUCACCCAGACCACGUCAGCUCAAUGAAGUGGUCUGGGUGCCAGGUCCCCCAGGUUUUAACCCUUCAGAUGUAAACAUAGCAGUUUCAGAGAAACUGCUAUGUUUACAUUGCAGGGUUAAUCCAGCCUCUAGUGGCUGUCUUCCAGCGUGCAGAACGUCCCUAGGAAACUAUGUACUGAUUGAAUGAGUGCACAACUCUUGCCGUGCAUGCGCAUUCCGCUCCACUCGGGAGCUGACGUCGGAGGGGGAGGAGAGGUCACCAGCACCGAGGGAGCCCGGCGCUGGAUUCAGAUAAGUAACUGAAGGGAUUUUAACCCCUUCAUCACCAAGGGAGGGGGCCCUGAGGGUGAGGGGGUCCUAAGCAUGCUAUAGUGUCAGGAAAACAAGUUUGUUUUCAUGACACUAUAGUGAUCCUCUAAUGUAAAGGAUAAUGGCACAGAAUAGGAAAAAGAGACAUUUAAUAGUGUAUACAGACUAAUAACACACACACCCACACAGUUACACAGUUGCACACAAUCACAUUUAGACACUUCUGCUACCAAUGAGAAAAGGAAGUUUGUAUUGUUAAGGAUAGUCUAGGAUAGUACAUUAUCUGUGUGUAACAUCGUUUCUUUGAUCUAAUGGGAUUUGACAAUAUGAUCUGCGGCCCAUGAAUGCGUGUGUUAACUUUAAAAAGCGAUCUUAGAGCUUGCUCUCUAACACACAUUAUAAAUAAAUAUAUUUUCUUUAUCAAAUGCAUGGCUAAUAAUUCACAAACUGGAAACUGUCGAGAUUCAACAAAGGAACUCGAAAUUGUCAGGCAAAAUAGCUUUUAAAAAACAUUUUCAACUAUUUUCCAGUCGUUUAUAUGCCAAAAAUGUGCAAAUAUUUUUGUUGUUGAGCAAAAUAGUACUUUAUACCUACAUACAGGAACAUAUGCCUACAUACAAAAACAUACAGAACCCGUGCAGAAUGCUGUUAUAUCUUAGAUACAUCCUGUGCCUGUGAUCUUUUCUGUGAAGUAUAUUAUUUGGCCUUUACUGUUUUUCUCAGCUGGCUAAGUGUCUAAUUACUGUGAGACUUACCCAGGAACACAGCCAGCAGAUGUAUCUCUACAUCACUGCUCAUUUAAAUGUACUUUCAAAGCUGACAUGCAGCCACACGGACACCGACAAUUCAAAAUACAAAACACAGGGUUACACGGUUGUUCCUGCCGGCUCUAGCAGACACUAGACGAGCUAGCUAAACAGCUGUCACGAGUCUUGUACACAAUAGCUGCUAACUGGGAAUACAUGCAAUUUAAAUUCAUAAUGUUUCAACAUACCAAGCCGCACGUUAUUGAAAGAAAUAAGGAAACAGUGAUAGAUAAAUGCUAUCUUACACACUACCGGAUAAUUAAAGGGACAGCAAUUACGUGCAUUUAUUAAUUCAUUGUAGGAGUCCCUUCACAAAAGGACUUCAAAAAAACAUAAAUUGACAGAUUUUGCAUUAAGGAAAAAAGUGGGCAAAUAGUACAACAAAUUAUUGUUCACUUGUUCAAAAGCAACUGUACAAAAAUGUGCUAAUCUGCAUCCUGUUCAAUACAUUUAGUCCCAUUUAUACUUUUAAAUCGGUGCAUUGUAAAUGUUCCGUAUCCUAUAUUUUGUAUGAGGUUGUUUGACCCCUUAAGGAAACAUGACAUGUGUGACAUGUCAUGAUUCCCUUUUAUUCCAGAAGUUUGAUCCUUAAGGGGUUAAACCAGCUUGGUUGCAUCCGGUUGUAAGUUUAAUGGGUUUGACCCAAUUGGAAUCCAGUCAUUUUCACCAGAUUCUGUCCAUUUAGACCAUACUAAAGAAACCCCAAAAUGUUUCUUUAACUCUCCGAUGAUGUUGUGUGCCCACCUUGCCUAAGGAAAGAAAAGCUCCAUUCAAAAUAUUCUAACCAUAAGUCGUAACUGCUAGGGAUACAUUUCUUCCCUGGGGAAUCUUAACAGCUAUAGUCCGUUCUUGGCAAUCCAAUCAGCACAUCACACCUACAAGCUUGGAGAAUUAACCGACACACACACAAUGAAAUAGAGAGGUUUCAAAUCAAUUCUGAGUUUAUUGGUAUAACAUGUCAACAUGUCAGGAUAUAUAGGUAUCUUAUCACAUAGCAUGACAUCACAUUAUACAGAAAAAGCAAAUAUUUUGGCCAUUUGUCAAAAAUUACUCAUCUUCACAAGACAAACAUUACACUUAACUUGGCAUUAAUAGAAAGGACGCAUUUUAUCAAAGAUAUUUUCAAGUCAAGGUUUCGUUUAUUUAUGUUCGUUCCCGAAAACAUUUACUGAACGGGAAGUAUCUGUUUGGAGUGAAGUCAUUUGCGCAAACAAGUUUGUAAUGAGAAAAAAUGUUAAUACUGCAUUUAUAUAAAUGUUUAUUUAAGCAGCUUUUAGCAAUAAACCAGAAAAUGGAUGCCGACUACAAAAUGGCGGGUUGGUUAUCAAUAACAAAGAAAGAAGUAUAACUUUUCAAACCAGAAACCAGAAAAAUACCUUCUCCUUUAGUAGGAAAAAAGAUAAAAUAUAAAGAAAGAACAUUGAAAUAUGUAAACAUAUAAAAUUACCUUUACACUAAUUUAUCUUAGGAGCAAUGAUAGAUUUAAAAAUGUCUCUAUAAUGUGUUCCCCUUUUUUUUGCAUUCCUUACCUAAGGACAAUACUGGAUUACUUUACGAGGAGACUGAUAAAAAAAAAUGUUUCAGCCCUGGGAAAGUUGCUAAUCUAAUUUCUGAUAUUACAGAGCAGCUACAAUUCACACAGUGCUGUGUCGCCACCUGCUGCUUAUUCGUGUUCUCGCAGUUUCUGAUUCAAGAUCACUAAAUACAUUGUUGCUCAUUGUUAAAGCGAUACUGUCACGCCGAACUUAACUUUCUCCUCCUCUCUGAGAAUCUGUUCUUUUUUUCUUUAUUUCUGAUCUAGUUUUCUUUAAAACAUAAGACAAAAUAGGAACUACUUUGUCUUAUGUAUUUUUACUACGCCUGACUUUCUUUGACCAAAGGAGGAGUUUAAGUCAGCUCCAUUUCCUGUGUCAAGGAGAAGGGUGAGUACUUUCUUUGACUCAGAAAAUGGAGUGGACUUAAGCUCCUGUUGCAAAUUUUCAAAAGUUGAGCAAUUAGCAAUGGCAUAUUCAAGGUGAAAAUGAUUGCUUCACUUUCAGAACACUUCAAUACUUGUAUUGUUUCAAUUAAGAAAUGAUUCUAAGUGAUAGCGCUUUGGUGCAUCAUGUUCCUUUCCAUGUUUGCAUGCUAUAAUCUUAAACAAAAUCUUCCCCAUCUCAGCAAAAUAUGUAUGUACUACCAAUGUCUCUUUAAAUUCUAACUGCUGCUGCUAAUAGGCUGACAUAUAUUCAUUGGCAAGUGUUAUGUAAGUCUAUAGCUACUUAGAAUUUACAAACAUUUUUAAAUUCUAAAUAAAUACAUUCUGUUUGGUUACUGCUUAUUGAAUUGCUGACCAUCCUUCCACUGUAGCAAACCUUUCAGGAAGUUGAACCAUCCUACAAAAGUGGGUUCAUGGGGGUUCAAGAUGUUUUUAGCUACUGGAAUGACAAAAUAGAGAGACAUUGAAUAUAGUUUAUGGGGAAACCGUAAGUAUCUAUGAUAUGAUUGGCACAAUAUUGCAUCUGUGUGUGGUUAGUUGUGAAACUCUGAUCUGACCAAGGCAUUUGUUAUUGUCGUUUGCAGAUUCCAUACACAGCAAGUUUAAUAAGGAAAGAAAAGAUUGGCACACAUCUGAGCAAGAGUUAAAAGGUAAAUAAAGUGAGAACAUGUAGUUUCAUCAACGAUCAAUCAUGCUAUUCAAAUGAUCACAGUCAAUUAGCAAAACCUUUCUGCGACCUAUAGAACUCACAAUUAAAGUCUAUGUGAAUUUUUGUAGAUUAAUCAUUUGAAAGUUUUUUUUAACAGUAUUGAAUCAUUUGGAAAGCUUAUUAAAUCAUGACCUGUGUCAGAACAAGAAGGAAAUUAGUCGAUAGUUACCUUUAAAAGUACAUUAGCAUCAAUACCAAUCAGUGACUGUGUAUAUUUUUAAAUUAAACGGUGGCACGUUCAAAAUGUUAUAACUUAUUCAGAAAUGAUCAGUCUGUGGGGUAUGUUUGUUAAAAUAUUAAAUAGAAAUAUGGGUUAUCUCAUCUUGGUCUGUAUAUGAAUUAGAGCAUCUCUGAAUUUUUUUUCCAAACUGUUUAUAAAAGUAAAUUGUAACCAGCUGUGUUAUUCUCAGUGUCACUGAGGUGUUUCUAUGUGUCGUUUUAAGAGUUUUGGUAACAAACUACUACUGUAAUCUAAAAAGGAAAGUGUAAUUAUGUCCAACAGAAGAUUUCAGAGUACACUAUCAGGGUUAUUUACUAACUUGGAAUGUCAAGAACUCAAAGUGAAUUUCAAAUUAUAGCCAAUCUGAAAUCAAAGCUAUCUUGGACAAUUUUAGCAAAUUGACUAAUUUGUCCUUUAAGUUGAAAUUCACAUUAAAUUCCCAAAAUUUCUCACAUUAGUAAAUAUCCCUGUAUAUUCGCCGUAAUCUUACUUGUUCAAGAGCCUAAAUCCUGAAAGCAUGUGGCUUAUCCCAAACCACAUGUGUCCAGUUAUCCCAAACCACAUGUGUCCAGUUUAUCCCAAGCCCCAUGUGUCCAGUUAUCCCAAACCACAUGUGUCCAGUUUAUCCCAAGCCCCAUGUGUCUAGUUAUCCCAAACCACAUGUGUCCAGUUUAUCCCAAGCCUCAUGUUUCCAGUUAUCCCAAACCACAUGUGUCCAGUUUAUCCCAAGCCUCAUGUUUCCAGUUAUCCCAAACCACCUGUGUCCAGUUUAUCCCAAGCCCCAUGUGUCCAGUUAUCCUAAACCACAUGUGUCCAGUUUAUCCCAAGCCUCCUGUUUCCAGUUAUCCCAAACCACAUGUGUCCAGUUUAUCCCAAACCACAUGUGUCCAGUUUAUCCCAAACCACACGUGUCCAGUUUAUCCCAAACCAUAUGUUUCCAGUUUAUCCCAAAUCACGUGUCCAGUUAUCCCAAACCACAUGUGUCCAGUUUAUCCCAAGCCCCAUGUGUCUAGUUAUCCCAAACCACGUGUCCAGUUUAUCCCAAGCCUCAUGUUUCCAGUUAUCCCAAACCACCUGUGUCCAGUUUAUCCCAAACCACACGUGCCCAGUUUAUCCCCAUCCACACAUGUCCAGUUUAUCCCAAACCAUAUGUUUCCAGUUUAUCCCAAACCACAUGUGUCCAGUUAUCCCAAACCACAUGUGUCCAGUUUAUCCCAAGUGUGUAGCUCAUUUAGCAGACAGAGUAGGACCUGCCAAAGAUGGGGUACAUUGGCGUUGUGGCAGGCUUAUGCAAUGUAUGAUCAUAUAAUGUAACCAAACCCCCAUUAUUUUUUGCCUAGAUUAGGUGUUUUUAAUAAAACUAACAAAAUUGUUCAGCACCAAAAUAACUGUUUAGUAGAUAAGUGAGUGCGCUGGAUUUUCAUUUUUCCAGUUUAUCCCAAACCACGUGUACAGUUAUCCCAAUCCACACAUGUCCAGUUUAUCCCAAUCCACACAUGUCCAGUUUAUCCCAAACCACGUGUCCAGUUAUCCAAAACCACAUGUGUCCAGUUUAUCCCAAACCAUGUGUCCAGUUAUCCCAAUCCACACAUGUCCAGUUUAUCCUAAUCCACACAUGUCCAGUUUAUCCCAAACCAAACGUGUCCAGAUUAUCCCUAUCCACACAUGUCCAGUUUAUCCCAAACCAUGUGUCCAGUUUAUCCCAAACCACGUGUCCAGUUAUCCAAAUCCACACAUGUCUGGUUUAUCCCUAUCCACACAUGUCCAGUUUAUCCCAAACCACAUGUGUCCAGUUAUCCCAAACCACACGUGUCCAGUUAUCCAAAGCCACGUGUCCAGUUUAUCCCAAACCACAUGUUUCCUGUUUAUCCCAAACCAAACGUGUCCAGUUAUCCCAAACCACACGUGUCCAGUUAUCCAAAACCACAUGUGUCCAGUUUUUCCCAAACCACAUGUUUCCAGUUUAUCCCAAACCACACGUGUCCAGUUUAUCCCAAACCACACGUGUCCAUUUGUAAAUUUAAGUUGUGAGAAAAACAGAUAUAAUUUCUACACAAACGCAAUAAAAACAAUAACCUGACACCAGCAAUACGAAGUAUACAUUAAAUAGUAUGUGAAAAGAGGUAAGAGUUUCCCUCCUAUCUCACAUAUUUUGGCUAGCUGGUUAGUUAAAAGUCAGAAGUAUUUCUGUGAGUUGUAUGGCCUCAAGAAAGAAUAAAAAGAUAGAUGUGACAAGUAAAACAUUUCAUAAUACAGCUACUCAUAUAAAACAAAACCCUGCCCUACCCUGCACUAUUUAAAGGGACUCUCCAGUGCCAGGAAAACAAAUCCAUUUUCCUGGCACUGCAGAAUCCUGCAGUGCCCUCCUCCCUCCCUGCCACCCUCCAUCCCAUGUUGCUGAAGGGGUUAAAUCCAGCAUUCAUGUCCCUCCAUGCUGGGUCAGGCUCCGCCCAGGCUCCUCCCCCGGCGAUGUCAGCCAGCAUGUGAGACCUAAUGCGCAUGCACGGCAUGCAGCGCGCACGCAUUAGACCUCCCUAUAGGAAAGCAUUAGUCAGUGUUUUUGUAUGGGGAUUCUGGCGAUGCUGGAGGUCCUCAUGCAUAGCGUGCAGACGUCCAGCGUCGUUUAAAACACUUUUUGGGUUUUAAGAAGCCGGAAGUCCCUCUAGUGGCUGUCUGAUAGACAGUUUAUAAAAACUGUAAUAAUUACACUUGCAGGGUUAAGGGUGAUGGGAGUUGGCACCCAGACCACUCCAAUGGGCAGAAGUGUUCUGGGUGCCUGGAGUGUCCCUUUAAUGCAUUGUAUAAAUAAGAAUGGAAUGUGUGUUUGUAGCUGUGAGUGAUAAGACAAGAACAGAAAGCUAUUGUUAGAUUGAUGCUCCGGGCAAUGAUGUUUCAAUAAAUACCACAUCUCCUUUAUAGAUCUAGUUUAUUCUCACUGCUGGCCUCAGGUCCUCUAGAUUGCAGUAUUCAGGAGAAUUGUUUGUUAUCUGUUUAGCUUAAGCAUUUGUUUCCCUGACUGUUGAUAGAGACAAGGUGUAAAUGUAAAAAACAAGAUGUGGAUUUUAUUAACAUAUUCAGCAAUCAAAAUGAGCGGUAACAGAAGACACAUUUUCUAGGCUGCUGUCAUUUACACGGGUUACUGUGUCUUCAGGUUAUAAAAGAUAAAUGCUAAGGACAACACUGUUAGUUAAAAUAAAAUGAAAUAAAAUCCUUGGAACUCAAAAUUUGGUUAAAGUAUCAGAAAAGUCAGAUAAAUAAACACACGAAAACAAAAUAUAAUAUUUUUAUAGCAGCACAAUAAAAACUGAAAACCAAAUACUUACUUGAAUUCAUUUUACUCUCUACGGCCCAUGUUUUAGGAGUCCGCAAUGCACUGCUAACACAACAGGUGUUUUUAUCGAACAUUGAAUUGUUGUGAAUUAAGGCAUACAUUUAAUAUAUUUAUAUAAGCUUUUUCAAAUCAUUUAAUAUUUUUGGAUCCAAUUUUAAAAUUUAUUUUCAAAAUAUUAGAAUAUCAAAAUAUUUAUCAUACAUAAAAAUAUAUAAAUAUACCGGUACAAAAAAAUAUAAAGAUAAUAACAUAUUUUCAAACAUUAAAUCAUUUGAAAUCAUACUUGAAUCAAGGCCUAAAUUUGAAUGACAAAAUUGAAGCUAACAUAGCUGAACUGAGGCCAAAAUAGCCCAAAGAAAUUGGAUAACCGUUUAUAGACUCAAUUUUACCAUUCAUAUGUAAUUCACUGCAAUUUUGUGUAUAUUAAAUAAGCCUCAUAGGUGUAGGUAUAUACACUACAUACCACUAAGAAAACAUAGAUUAUAUCUGUAAGUAAUCUUGAGGUCUGUAGACACUCUUUACUCACUGUUGUUUAAAUACAUUUUCAUCAAUUUCCUAUUAGCACUAAAAUAUAACACCAAUUAUUAUAUUAAAGAAUAAAACAUAUCACUAAACACUUUUUUCAUCUUUUGUUACCUUGUUGAGUAAUGGUAUGUUUGUUUUUUUCUUCAGCUUGGCCAGCAGAACCUGUGACUACACAAUCGGUUAUAAAAUGAACAAAUAUUUCAAACUGUAUAAAGACUGAAAUUUGAAAGAUCUUUCGGGGGAAAAUGGUUCAGAAGCAAAAGAUGGCCUGGAGCAAUCAGGACCCAUGUGUAUCAUACCAUAUAAGAACUAUUAGUAGACAACAGAAAACCAUAUCUGUAUGGACCUGCCGUCAGUACCAAAGUAUAUGCAACCAUUGACCAUGCACUAGGCUUCCUACAGACAGGACUUAGACAAAGAUGACACGUUCAACCCAUAUUUUCUCUACUCAUAGAGCUGGAAACUCAAAAAAUGUAUCUCAGAACUUCUUAUGGAAUAGAGUUCCUUUCUAUGUUCAGUGGUGUCCACUAUAUGGUGUGGGACAAGUUAAGGACAUGUUGUCAUUUCUGGACUGGACAAAGUGUGACGUUGGCCCUGCCGAUAUUAUAUACUGCCUGCUGUAUGGAUUAAACUGUAAC